Theobroma cacao (cacao) is the source of this 2023-nucleotide messenger RNA. Its product is annotated as alpha/beta-Hydrolases superfamily protein. The record is from RefSeq and is a predicted model, not a curated record. Gene Ontology annotation, molecular function: peptidase activity. Gene Ontology annotation, biological process: proteolysis. NCBI's taxonomy places the organism in Eukaryota, Viridiplantae, Streptophyta, Magnoliopsida, Malvales, Malvaceae.
ACCAAACGCUGUCAAACUCAAAUCCACGUGUCGUUCCUUAUCAGUUAAAAGUUCUACGCAUCGCAGACUUCACUGUAUCGAAUAUGUUGGCCACACACGCGCCACCUUCCUUGAUAAAGCCUCUCUUCUUCAGCUUUUCCUCUUCAUUAUCUACUCUCUCUGCGACUCUUUCACCAAUCCCAUCCACCAAGCUUCUAAACUUCCGUCCUCGUCGGACCUCAUUCCGUGCACUCACCACCAUGGCCGGGACCAAAUCAGACUGCACCGGCUAUUCAUCGCCGGAACACGUCGCCGGGAACUGGUAUUCUGUCCCGGACCUCCGACUCCGCGACCACCGAUUUAUGGUCCCUCUCGAUUAUAAAGAUCGUGAAGCUUCUUCUAAAAUCUCCAUUUUCGCUCGCGAAGUCGUUGCUGCUGGGAAAGAAGAGCAGCUAAUGCCAUACCUUUUAUACCUGCAAGGUGGGCCUGGUUUUGAGUGCCCUCGACCAACUGAAGGCAACGGAUGGAUACUUAAAGCAUGCGAAGAAUUUCGUGUUAUACUGAUGGAUCAGAGAGGAACAGGUUUAUCAACCCCUUUGACUCCAUCAUCUAUGCAGCAAAUGAAGUCUGCCCAAAGUCUGGCUGAUUACUUGAAACAUUUUCGAGCUGACAGUAUUGUCAAUGAUGCUGAAUUCAUCCGUGUUCAUCUUGUUCCUGACGCCAGGCCUUGGACAGUGUUGGGUCAGAGUUAUGGUGGUUUUUGUGGGGUUACUUAUCUGAGUUUUGCACCACAAGGAUUGAAACAAGUGCUUUUAACAGGAGGGAUACCUCCAAUGGGGGAUGGAUGUACUGCAGAUGCUGUAUAUAGUGCUUGCUUUGGACAGGUUAUUCGUCAGAAUGAAAAAUACUACAAGAGGUUUCCCCAGGAUGUAGAAAUAGUUCGAGAUGUUAUUACCUAUUUGGCAGAAUCUGAAGGAGGAGGGGUGCUUCUUCCUUCUGGGGGAAUCUUAACCCCAAGGGGGCUGCAAUUUCUUGGUCUAUCUGGUUUAGGAUCCAGUGCUGGUUUUGAACGCUUGCACUAUCUGUUUGAGAGGGUAUGGGAUCCUAUGUUAGUUCCAGGAGCACCAAAACGGAUUAGUUCAUACUUUUUGAAUGCUUACGAGAGCUGGUUGGCUUUUGAUACAAACCCACUUUAUGCUAUUCUCCAUGAGUCAAUAUACUGCCAGGGUGCUUCAUCACGGUGGUCUGCUCACAGAGUAAGGGCUGAUCAUGACAGCAAAUUUGAUGCAAUCAGGGCUGCAAGAGAAGGUCGCCCUGUGCUUUUAACAGGGGAGAUGAUAUUCCCCUGGAUGUUUGAUGAAGUUAAUGCUUUGAGGCCUUUCAAAGAUGCUGCUCAUUUAUUGGCUGAGAAGGAAGAUUGGCCUCCACUGUAUGAUAUCGCUGCAUUGAAAAAUAACAAGGUACCUGUAGCAGCUGCCGUAUAUUAUGAGGAUAUGUACGUUAACAUCAAGCUGGUCAUGGAAACAGCUUCUCAGAUAGCAGGAAUUAGGUUGUGGAUAACUAAUGAAUACAUGCAUUCUGGGCUCCGUGAUGGAGGUGGACAAGUUUUUGAUCACUUGAUGGGGAUGCUAAAUGGGAAGAAGCCUUUGUUCUGAUUUCUUUGUAGAGAUAAUUUUUCUGCCAAUCAAAAAACAGCUAUCGGGAACUCCUCCGACACCCGAAGAAUUCCCCUGAAGAAUUCAAAAAAAUGAGGCCUGUGUAUAUUAUGAGCAACCAACUUGUUUCAGCAUUGAGCUUGUAACUGCAUCUUUAUAUUGACUGUUUAGUUCCUGUCUCAUAUUAGCAAUAACCCUCUUUUUGGAUGUAAUUUUUGAGUUCUGUCUCAAGUUUAAAUUUAGUUUGUAAAAACAAAGUGAAUGUCUUCAAUUUCUUGGAGACUACUGAAUUGGAGUUGUGUAAGGGUAUUACUUUGCUGAGCAACUAUCUCAAGGCCGACAGCCAGAGUGAAGUUAAUCAUUGAAUUGGAAGCUAUUUAUCAGUUUUU